GAAAUACGUAGACCAACAUUUGUCUCGCCCUGUCCUGUCGCCGUCUUUGAUUUCCCACUAACAAAAACAAAAAUCUGCCCUCUCCUGAUACGGUAUGGCCUAUGCGUACAUUGCUGACUCAUCAGAGUCCCUGACACAGCCUCGGACCCUUUUGGGACAUGGACUGCGCCGUUACUUCGCAAGAUUAACUCCCAUCCGAUUCCUGCAUCCCAUUCCUGGCAUACAACCCUACAUUGGUUCUCAAAUGAUCUGCCCACUUAACUCAUCCUAAUUUGUCACACUCACAACACCAAAACUAACGCAGCUUCUGCCCCGUACCCGGCUACCUGCUGUACUCAAAAUGCCACCGAGGCGACCUCACACAAAGAGUCGCUACGGUUGCACGCAGUGCAAAGCCUCUCACAUCAAGUGCGAUCAACGUCAUCCUAUGUGUGGGUCGUGUAGGAAGAAGGAAAAGAAUUGUAGUUACGGAGUGCGGCGGAAAGAUUUCAGUCAGACAUCUACGCCCUGCCUCCUUCGACCCACUACCUCGACCGUUUCUGAGCAAGAACGCGAACUCUCUGUCCUCUCUACAACCCACAGCGAAGCUUCUAACCAGAGAUUUCCUUUUCCAAGUCAAAUUUCUACCCCUCCGCAUCUCUCAGGUGCGGAGAAUGGUGCUUCAAUCCUUUGGGAAGAUCUAGAACUCAUGCGUCACUUUGUUACCGAGACGUACCUGACCUUCUCCUGUAUAGAUUCAAUCCAGGAUCUAUGGCGGACCACUCUCCCGAAAAUGGCUUCUGGUUACCCGUUCAUGAUGCAUGGUCUUCUGAAUAUCUCCGCCCUUCAUCUCGCGUUUCUCAAUCCCGCCAAAAGAGACUUAUAUCUGGCCCCGGCAAUUCGACAUCAUGAGAUUUUUCUCUCGCUUUAUCGAUCUCAAUUGCAUAGCAUUACACCAGAUAAUUGCUCUGCGGUGUUCAUCUCUUCUUCAUUGAUCUCUAUAUGUACUCUCGCGUUUGCUAUCUGUAGCAACAACUCCUUUUCAUCAAUGCCCUCUUGCUUUUCCUCCUGCCAACAAAAGCAGCAAUUCGAUAGUCCUAUCCAACUAGCUUCCAGUCUUUUCACUCUUCUCGAAGGUUCGUUGGCACUAGUUCGCAUCUCCUGGCAGUGGCUAGAAGAUAGUCCCAUCUCCGCCUUCUUCAUAAAUCGCUUCCAGUCUUCCGAGGUGGAGUCGAACGCCAAAAUUUGCCUUCGCCCUUUUGACUCAGCUUUUUGUCUCCUUAAGACAAGCAUCGAGUCAAUGUCAUCGCGGUCAAACCCAUCUUCAUCAACAUCACCUGCGCAACCAUCACAUUCAUCUCGGCAUACGUCUCCUUCCCCACUCUCCCAUAAAGAAUUGAGUGCCUACAACAACGCUAUCAGCACCCUACGAGAAGUCUUCAUCAUUCUAAGCUCAAGUGAGGCCGACAAUGGAGUUGUUUUAAUGUGGCCGUAUUUACUUGAUGCAGAACAGGAUUUUGGAACGCUGCUGAAGGAAAUGCGACCACUAGCAUUAGUAAUUUUGGCACAUUAUGGAGUGGCGCUUCAUAUUUCUCGAGAUGACUGGUUCAUUGGAGAAUUGGGACGAAAACUCGUUUUGGACGUAAAUAAGACUUUGUCACUAGCAGGGGGCGAAGCUGAGUUGCAGGAGUUGAUGGCAUGGCCGUUGGAGAUGGUGAGCACUGGUGAGGGGCUGGACGGUAGUGACGUAAAUGGAUAGAGUUCAAAGAGGAUCCAAAAUCUAUCGUAUGAGAAAGGCCCAGAUGAAUGCCGGCUUGCCGACACUAACUUAAAUUCUGGCUGUCGGUGUCUGAUAAUUUUCCUGCACAGAAAAUUUACCGAGAUCAGCAUGCUAAAGGCAAACAGUUCACACACUAGCAAUUGUAACAGUUUCGCAACUUGCCACAGAACUUGCCACAGACACAAGGUGGAAGUUUGCAAGAGGACAAAGGGGUAAAACAUCAUCGUUCUACGAAAACAAUGAGCCUGAUAACUCUAGUGAAAUCGAGUCGGAAAUUUCAUAAGAAAUUUGAAAUUUGUAUAUGCUUGAGAGCGAGCGGUAGGCGCGCGCAAAGUUAAUUCGAACUUAGAGUACUCGAGGACUUAAAUUAGUUAUUGAUUUCAGAUUUGGGAAUUGGAAGUCAAGAACCAUUAACAGGACCCUCAUUUUCUGUAGAAAAAUUGCGAUCAAAAAUGUAAGCACACGGAUCUAUCUAUUAGCGAAAGAUAUGUUGUUGUAUUACUCUCAUACUCUCAUACUCUCAUACUCUCAUACUCUCAUACUCUCAUACUCUCAUACUCUCAUACUCUCAUACUCUCAUACUCUCAUACUCUCAUACUCUCAUACUCUCAUACUCUCUCAGAGCGACUCGAUUACUUUUUUAUCCUAAAAUAAAAUUGAAAGAUGAUUUA
Molecule: messenger RNA, 2430 nt
Organism: Botrytis cinerea B05.10
Lineage: Eukaryota; Fungi; Ascomycota; Leotiomycetes; Helotiales; Sclerotiniaceae
Exons: 2
Coding region: 341-1738 (465 amino acids)
Biological process (GO): regulation of transcription by RNA polymerase II
Molecular function (GO): DNA-binding transcription activator activity, RNA polymerase II-specific; zinc ion binding
Source: RefSeq, a predicted model, not a curated record